Molecule: messenger RNA, 1029 nt
Organism: Suillus discolor
Lineage: Eukaryota; Fungi; Basidiomycota; Agaricomycetes; Boletales; Suillaceae
Exons: 9
Coding region: 1-1029 (342 amino acids)
Source: RefSeq, a predicted model, not a curated record
AUGCCCUCGCACUCCCAGACUCCUCAGGGGCGGUCCCUACCUCCACGGAAGCAAGGACCAAGCGCCUGCAUCGCCGCAUUGGAAGAAGAAUUACAAAUGAUGAGGCAAGAAAGAGGAACGAAGCAAAGAAAAACUACCUACUACGUCGCUCAAGGCAGGGGGGCUCGUCAUAUAAGCGUCCUUUAUACUAACCUAGAAGACUUGAUCACCGAGAACGAUCACAGGUAUGAGGAAGCCAUAUUGGAUGACUUGGAGGGCAGCACCCUAGAACAAAAUCGCCUGCAGCGAGGCUACCUCGCACUCACACAAGCUCUGCCAUGGUUUCAUUCUAAGCUUUCAGAACUUGAUGCUGAUGACUGUGAAGAUAUGUUGAAAAAGAUCAAAAGAGGAGCUGAUGCGGCCCGUGGCGAUGAUACUUCCACUCUUAAGGACCUCAUCGCUACCUGGCUGCGCGGCUUCGCACACGACAUUUGUGGGAAUUUGCUAUGCCCUGCCGAGUGGGACUGGAAUGAUAACCGCGACCUAGAGAAAGGUCUCUUCAAGUCGAAAAUCCUCAUUCAGGCUUUCAAAGCCAUAUUUACAUCUCCAUCUUCUGCAAGAGAAGCCGAUGGCAAUGGCAAUGGUGCCGACAUCCUCGAGAAUAACAGGUGCGCUUGUCGGGCCUUAAAUCAAGUUAAGGUCAAAAUGUGUGUGGCAUCCAUUAUCAACAUGAGGAAAGUCACCCCUCGCUCCAUCGCUUAUAUUGUUUGUCAAGUUCAUUUUGCGCUAUCCAGCGUCUCAUCUUGGCGCACCAUCGAUGGGGACUUCGACUAUGAAGGAUUCUGGAAUAACAUUGUCGACUUCUUUGAGGAAGUCCCUGGCCCUGUUGCACGACAUAGGGUAACCAAACUUCUCGAAUGGUGGACAAGGAAGGUUUUCGGAAAAAAUCACCGCGAGGAUCUCACACCCGAAGUUGUGUCUCAGAUGUCCAUUACAGCGCUGGCAGAACAGAGAAAGGCACAGGAGGAUGCUGCUUUCAAUUUAGACUAG